Molecule: messenger RNA, 2520 nt
Organism: Pimephales promelas (fathead minnow)
Lineage: Eukaryota; Metazoa; Chordata; Actinopteri; Cypriniformes; Leuciscidae
Gene: tmx3b
Product: thioredoxin related transmembrane protein 3b
Cellular component (GO): endoplasmic reticulum; cell surface
Source: RefSeq, a predicted model, not a curated record
CUGGGCCAGUGCGCAUGCGCCGGCUCCACUACUGUCUGCACUUCCUGUUGAUGCUCUUCUUCUUUUUCUUCUUCUUCUUCUCGUUCGCAGUCAUGGCGCUGCUCACUGCAGUUUUCUCCUGUCUUCUCCUCAGUCCGCUGCUCGUGGCUCAUGUGCAGGAUCUCGAUGACAUGUUUAAGGAGAACCGAAUGGACGACGUCUGGCUGGUGGACUUCUAUGCCCCAUGGUGUGGGUACUGUAAGAAGUUGGAGCCGGUCUGGCAGGAGGUCGGAGCAGAACUCGCACACUCCGGGUCGCCGGUGCGAGUCGGGAAGAUGGACGCCACUGCAUACUCAGGAAUGGCCUCAGAGUUCGGCGUGCGAGGAUAUCCCACCAUUAAACUGCUGAAGGGCGAGCUGGCAUACAAUUACAAAGGACCGAGAACCAAAGACGACAUAAUCGAGUUCGCCAACAGAGUGGCUGGACCGUCCGUGCGAUCGCUCCCGAGUCGACAGAUGUUCGAGCACGUCUUGAAGAGACACAGUGUACUGUUUGUGUAUGUCGGAGGGGAAUCUCCUCUUAAAGAGAAAUACAUCGAGGUGGCGUCUGAGCUCAUUGUCUACACAUAUUUCUUCUCUGCAUCUGAAGACGCCUUAACAGAGUCUGUGACUCUGCCUGAAUUGCCUGCAGUGGUUGUCUUCAAAGAUGGAAACUAUUUCACAUAUGAUGAGUAUGAAGAUGGCAGCUUGUCAUCCUGGGUAAAUCGCGAGCGUUUCCAGAGUUAUCUGCCGAUCGAUGGCUUCACGCUGUACGAGCUGGGAGAAACCGGUAAAUUGGUGGCGAUUGCCGUUACUGACGAGAAGGAUCCGACAGAGAAAAGCAUGAGGUUAAAAGGACUGAUCCAGAGGGUGGCUGCGGAGCACAGGGAGCAGUUCAACAGGGAUUUCCAGUUUGGCCACAUGGACGGUAACGACUACAUUAACAGCCUGAUCAUGAGUGAGGUGCCGGUGCCCAGCCUCCUCGUCCUCAACACCUCGAACGAGCAGUACUUCGUGCCGGACGAGCCGGUGGAGAGUCUAGAGCAGAUGCUGAUGUUCUUCACCAGUGUUGUGGACGGCAGCGCUCCGGCUUAUGGAGGAGAUGGGAUAUUCCAGAGGAUCAAGCGUGUGGCGUUUGAUGCCCGAUCAACAAUAAUGUCUGUGUUUCGCAGUUCUCCGCUGCUCGCCUGCUUUCUCUUCGGUCUGCCCCUCGGCGUCAUCAGCCUGAUGUGUUACGGCAUCUGUACGGCCGAGUCUGACGACGGGUCCGAGGACAUGAAGAGAGAAGCCCUCACUGAUGAAGAGGAGGAGGAGGAGGAGGAGGAGGAGCAGAGACUCGUGGAGGGAACGCCACACGCAGAAGACCACGGAGAACCGGCUCCACACAAGAAUCCAAGUGAAAAAAAGGUUGAUUAACGAAGGUGGAGAAGCAAGCGGAGGGAGCGAACGCCUCGACAGAGGAAUUUCCUCACAGGUUUUCAUGGGAUUAUUUUCAUUAUCCCAUUUCUUUAUUUUCAUCAUUUCCCUUAUUGUUCAUCAAAUUGAAGACUUCGAGACGAGCAACAGAGCUCCAUGAAUAAUUUACAAAACACACAUGGACCGAAACAAACACUGUUUUAGAGUUAAGUGACAUUAGUCUUUCUGCUUAUUAAUGCUCAUUAUUGUAUUGUGUCCUCAUGAUCCAUGAUCUACAGUCACUGUAAAUCCUCCAACGGUUGAAACGUGAAAACGAUUGAUAUCAGAAUGGACACACUUUGUUUUGUUGGGGGUUUUUUUUAUGAGAAAGUGCAGUUAUUGUAUCAAAGACUUUAUCUACAGAGGAUUGUCUUGCAUGAGAUAAAUUGGCCUUUUCAGAAAUAGUGUCCACACAUCAGUGCUUUAGCUCAUCGGACUGAGUGUGGAAGGGGUUAAACUUGGGAGUAAUCUAGUGGCGAGAUUAGACGAGCUUCUGCAGCGACGCACUCGUGGCUGUCCUCCGUACGGCGCUGUCCUGCGUCUGUGUUUUAGAGGUAGAGCAGCUGUUCAACAUUUACUCAGAAACUGCAUUUACUGCAUUCAUGAAAAUGGAAAGUCAAGACUUUUUUCAGGUUCCUAAAACUAGUUGUAAAAGUGUGUGUGUGACACAGCAUACAGUGCAAGGAGACGUUGGAGCGGAGCUGCUGUUACAAGGUGUGUGUGAGUGAGAGAGAGAGAGAGAGUGGGUGUGUGUGUGUGCAAGAGAGAGAGAGAGAGUUUGUGUGUAAGUGUGUGUGUGAGUAAGGCCGCUGAUCUCUCACACACAUACUUUUCCAGGGUGUGUUUGCUGUUUGAGCCCCAGCUGAAGAGCGCCCCCUUGUGUGUGGAUGCUGAACAAGCGUCAGCCUUCAGUGAUGAUGUAAUGUUGUUUUUUUCGCUAACUUUGCCUUCACAUUCCCUUCAAUGCCUCCUAAUGAUCAUCGUAUUUUGACAGAUCAAUCGUCUUACUGUUUGUGAUCUGUUCAUUAAACGUUUCUUUGUCUCUAUA